UCGUCUGCUAUGGGCCUACCACAUUCACCUUGUAAUGUCCGCAAAUAUGGCUUGGUGUGCUAAGGAAGGCCUUGAGCGUGAAGAAAACUAACACUUGUACAGCUAACGCAUCAUUCUGGUGGGUCGUGCGAUGCAUCAGCAUGCACUGCGCAAGUUCCUGGAACGAUGAAUUACAACUUGUAUUGGCCCGCAACGAGGCAGUGAAGCUCGACCUGCAUUUGCGUUUACUGAUGCCGUCCCUGAACUUGGCCUUGACGGCCAGAUGCAUAUUGGCUGCAACACUUGCGCGCAGUACAUCAGCGAGCCUGCGCAUCACUGGGUUUCUGCGUCCAGCGAAGCCAUGUGGUGAAGAGUCACCACCUGCCUUGCUUUCGCAUAAGGUGCAGCACUUCUGCUACAGAUACGUCAUGAAUCAUGCUUCUAGGAUAUUGGACUCUUCUUGGGCAGCCCGAGUGUGACCGCGUAGUCUCGUCGAGGCUAUGCUCUACUGGGAAAGGCGUCUCACUCAAGAGGCUGCAGCUCAAUAGCGUACUGUAGCUAUGGCGCAGAAGUGCGCUACGGUUGUACACAGGGAGUAGCACGCUCUUUGGUUCGGUCAAGAAAGGUCCAACACUAAGUUCUAGUCAGAAAGCUACCUCUCCUCCAGCUCCGGUGAAGAAGCUAUCCUCGCUUACAUGGUGGCACAUCUCCGAUCGUACGAUCUAUGCCCUGAGAUCAUUGC
This is a messenger RNA of Baudoinia panamericana UAMH 10762, 721 nucleotides long. RefSeq lists its product as uncharacterized. The record is from RefSeq and is a predicted model, not a curated record. Lineage: Eukaryota; Fungi; Ascomycota; Dothideomycetes; Mycosphaerellales; Teratosphaeriaceae. The transcript has a single exon. The coding region runs from base 141 to 458 and encodes 105 amino acids.